Gigantopelta aegis is the source of this 6586-nucleotide messenger RNA. RefSeq names its product cytoplasmic polyadenylation element-binding protein-like. Gene Ontology annotation, cellular component: neuron projection; synapse; cytoplasm. Gene Ontology annotation, molecular function: ribosome binding; mRNA regulatory element binding translation repressor activity; mRNA 3'-UTR binding. NCBI's taxonomy places the organism in Eukaryota, Metazoa, Mollusca, Gastropoda, Neomphalida, Peltospiridae. Bases 64 to 1788 code for a protein of 574 amino acids. The transcript is spliced from 13 exons. Gene Ontology annotation, biological process: negative regulation of cytoplasmic translation. The record is from RefSeq and is a predicted model, not a curated record.
GCUUGUAGAGGCAAUUGUAUUUCUGCGGGCUUUCUCCGGACAACGAAAGUUUUACUGAGGGCAAUGACUGCUAAAGCAGGUGAUAUUCCGGCAAUCAGAGUUGAGGAUUACGAUGAAGCACUGAAUCAACGUGGUGGCACUGUCGCCGCUAGCAACACAGAAUUCUUCAAACACAUUGACGCUCUGAACGCUCUGCUCGACAACUCGUUAAGCUUAACGAACCUUGGCAUGCAGCAGCAGCAGCAGCAGCAGCAGCAGCAGAACCAGAGAGCAGACCUAAUCCCACAAGUACAGAAUCUGAUGUACCCUCAGCAGACGCAGGAUGUACAAAGCAUGAUGGGAUACACAGGCAUGAAUCAAACGCAGACGAACACCUCUGUUGCAGGCUUUCCAGGUCCAGGCAUGCAGGUUUUUUCUUCUAACAUUAAUGCUCCCAUCCAGCAGUGGGCAAAUGUAAGUAACAUGUACAGCCAAUCAAACGACAGCAUGUCAGUGUGCCAGACGCCUCAGCAGAAAUACCCACGAGCUAUCAAGAGUGAUAAAUCAAUCAGUCCAUCAAGUGAUUUGAAUUACUCGACCGAUUCCUCCCUCUACUCAUUUGGAAGUCCGAUGAGCGAGGCAACACUGUCGCCGAUGGAGAAGAUAAUCUACUCAACGUUGCUGAACCGGCCAUCACCGUCGACACGAACACCAUCGCCGUGUGACUCCAACACCAGCGGCUUUGGCAGUGAUGGCUCCGAGUCCGUCCUCGCAGAUAUGAUGUCAUCGAUGAACCUUGGUGGUAGAACUCUACGCCGGCAGUACGCAGACCAGCAGAGCCAGUUGUGUACGGUGUACCCGUCGUCGGUGACCGCGAGCGACGGGACGUUGAUACCACUGGCGAAGGACUCGCAGCUGGAGCAGGCCUGGCACUCGCAGUCUAUCAAUCCCGUCCUCAACAUGACCAACAUCGACCCCUACGCCAUAGACCGCGCCGCCAGGCUCCACAGAAAUGCGGCAUCCAUUAGUGAAGCAAGCUGCACAUGGAGUGGACAGUUGGCCCCAAGAAUGAUGAAGAAUCCUCCAUACUCUUGCAAGGUCUUUUUAGGGGGUGUACCCUGGGAUAUUACUGAAGCUGGGUUACAAGCAGCCUUCAGCAAGUUCGGUUCCCUCAGGAUUGAAUGGCCAGGAAAAGAUGGCUAUGUGUAUUUGUUGUUUGACAAUGAGAAGUCAGUCAGACCUCUACUACAGGCAUGCACCCAUGACUUCACAAACGGAAACUACUACUACAAAAUAUCUAGUCGCAGGAUGCGAUCAAAAGAGGUUCAGGUGAUUCCGUGGGUUCCUGCAGACAGUAAUCACGUCAAACAGCCGUCACAGCGUCUUGACUCAAACAAAACGAUCUUCGUCGGCGCCCUUCAUGGAAUGAUCACAGCAGAAACUCUCGCCAACAUCAUGAAUGAUUUGUUCGGACAUGUGGUAUAUGCUGGCAUUGAUACAGACAAAUACAAGUACCCCAUUGGCUCUGGAAGAGUGACGUUCAGUAACAAGAAGAGCUACAUGAAAGCUGUCCAGGCAGCAUUCAUAGAAAUCAAAACUCCAAAGUUCACUAAAAAGAUUCAGGUGGACCCGUACCUGGAAGAUGCCAUCUGUUCACUGUGCAGCAUUCAGCAAGGCCCCUACUUCUGCCGUGAGCUGCAGUGCUUCAAGUACUUCUGUCGCUCAUGUUGGUACUGGCAGCACGCCCUGGACACCAUGAGGCAUCACAAACCACUGACCCGCAACACGAAGAACGUGACGCCUAUUUGAAAUACUCAACCUUCUCCUGAUGGUUUCUUGUGAUUACGAAGUGCUGAACAUAAUAUGGUGCUGCAUUUGAGUGUAAAUAUUUUUUGUGCUCAAAACAUGACAAUUUAUUUUUUUACAAUAUGAAUGUUUUUUGCAUUUUAUAAAGUGCUCGGUUUAUGAUGUAUGAAUAAAAUUUUGUCAGUUGAGAGCAUAAAUAUGCCAUAAUAUUAAUAACAAAUGGCAGUUUCUUGUUCUUAAACAAUAAAAUGGUUUUUUUCCUAAUGUUUUGACAAAGCCAUUGUUUGAAUUAAAUGCCAGUUAUUUAAAAUUGUUAUUUUGGUAAUAAUAUUUAUGUUCAAAUGAAAUAACAUUUUCACAUUUUGUCACUAGUUGUAAUAAUGACAAAUGAUUUUGAAUAUAUGAGUGCUAAUUAAUAUUUCUCAUGUGAUGUUUUUGAUAUUUAUAUUUAUUUCAUGAUCUCAUUAUUUCCAUGUCUUGGGUUAUUUAAAUGUUCGUUAAUGGUGAUAAGUUAAAUAUGAUAUGUAGUGUUCUCAGUUUCUGAACUAAGUUUGCGCACCAGUUGAACAGAUGGGUUUAUUGAUUCUGGCAAUGCAAGUGCCAAAAGUUUAGCUAGUGUGAAAUCAUCAUGACAUUUUGACUUUUAAAUAAAAUACAAGAAAUGUUCAUGUUUCAAGUUUUCUACCACUUUCAGAUGUUUCCUUCUGACUUUUAGACUUUCUAGCCACAACAUUACUUAUUAAAUAUUAAAUACAAUUUCUUGUUUAAAAUAUCAUUAUCUAUAUAUUCAAUGUGUUUGUGAUUGGCUUAAUGUUUGUAAUAACUCAAACGUCAUUUUUCUUUUCUAAUACAUGUAUUGUUUUUUGUAUGUAUGAAAUUAUUGCGGAGAUAACAUCCACUUUUAAGUUACUACAGACAUUGGACAACCAGAAACAUAUUAAAUAUAUAUUACAAUAUUCAAAAUAAGAUUUAUUUGAUAUGUAAUUUUAGUCAUUAAAAUGAAAGCAAACUCAGGACAGUCCCUUUUAAAUUGAUGAACACAAUUGAUAACCAUGGCAAACAUUUAAAAUGGUGAGGGAUUUGGAAGCUGAUCCUUUGAGGACUUGUAACAGACUUCACACUUUUAUUUCAUAAACAUUUUAUUGAAUCUAGAUUUGAAGAAAGUACCAGAUUUUGCAAGCAAUGCUGGAUCAUAUUUGACAUGGUCAAUUAAAACUGCAGUUGAAAAUGAUUACUAGUGGUGGUGUUAUACAAAAUAAACUUGGCUUUAACUUUUUGAAAAAUUUUAAGGUCGGACCAAGUCAAGCCACUCCUGCAUAACCAUGCUUUAGUUUAUAUUUGUUCUUUUUGGUGAUCACCAGCUUAAGGAAUUGGAGAACACUAUAUAUUUUGAGUAUCUAGAGAAGACUAGAAUUUGGAUCUGUGGGUUCAUGCCGACAACUUUUGUUGGCUGUUAUUUCCACAAUAUAUAAACGAAUGCCUUUGAGCUUUCCAUAUAUCUUCAUGUUAUUAUAUUUUUUUUGCUGCACCUUUAUUUCAUUGACAUUGUUUGAUGUUGUAUUUGUUAUUCUGUUACAUUUUGCACCAUAUUUCUAUAAAUGUUAUUGGAAGUUGUUAUUUUGCUCAUACUGUCUUCCAACAAAUCGUGGUUUAAUGAGUUAAUUUUUUCUUUUGGGGUCAUUUUGUGUAUAUUAAGUUUAACAUUUACAAUAAAUAAUUGAAUUAAUUUUUUCUUUUAAUGAACAUUCAUCAAUACUCAUUUCCAUUAAUUUGUUUGGUUUAAUCAAUAUAUUUUUUGCUUUUCAUUUUUAUCUAGUGUAUAGGAAAUGAACAAAAUUAUUGUAGGCGAGUAUUUCAGAAAAGUUAAGUAGGUAAUUAUUGUAGGUGAGCCUAAUUUAGAAAUGUUAAGUAGAUAAUUAAAUUAAAUGCCAUGUCUGUGAUUCUUUUUUAUCUGAAUAAUUUAACUCACUUAUUAUUUUUACAAGUCUGUUCAGUAUCAUGAAUGCAUUUCUUUUAUUGAUAUCAGAAAUAACUAUUUUAGAACUCUUUAUUUGUGCUUCAUAAAUAUGAAAUGCUCAAUUCAAUCAUUGUUACCUCUUGUAAAAUAUUUUUUUGCAAGUUAACAAUUGUUUAAAACUUUUUAAAAAUAAAAUAACACAUGAAAAAAACCCUAGUUUAAACUGAAUUGGAAAUUAAGCGAAUUCGUAACAACAAAUCAGGAUUUGCUGCCAAUUUGUAACAACCAAUCAGGAUUUUAUGCCAAUUUAUAACAACCAAUCAGAAUUUGCUGCUAUUUUUAAACUGACUAAACCUUCUGAAUUAGCCCUUUCUUACUGAUUUUUAAUCCCAUUCAGAUAAUUAACAAAUGUUUAACUAGUAAAUAUAUACUGAUUUUUCACCAUGAUUAUCAGUAUUUUAAUAUAGUUAUCUCACUUUUAGAAAACAAAAAACCAGAGCUCACUUUUAUGGUAGCUAGAAAACAUGUGAUUAUCUGCUGAAAAGACUAUAGAUGUGGUAAAAAAAAAAAAUGCACCCAAAAAUGUAAUUUCCAAUGAUGUAAUGUGGCAUUUCAUUGUUCCAUGUGUUCAGACUGCUACGUUAUUGACAGGUAAAGACAUAUCACACCAAAAGCAAGCAUAUUUCUGUUAUUUGUAAUCUAUUUAUUAUAUUUUAAAUAUGAAAUGAUAGUUUGACUAUUUUAAUUUCCCCAAAUUGUUGGUACAAAUGUAUCUUUGAGUCAAAAUAUGUUGACACUGGCUAUCAAAAAUGCUUCCAAAACAUUUUGCCAUUUUCCUUCAUCUUGCCAUCUAUUUCACAGACACUCGCACAUACUCAAUGUUCUUUGAACAAUGGAGAUUUUUUUAUCAUUCAUAAUUAUAAUACUAUUAAAUGAUUAUAAAGAUUUUAAAGAUAGUUAGAUCCAUACAUAAUUUUACAAUGGUUCUUGAAAAAUGCAUAAAAAUCUUAGGAAAAUAUGCAUAUUAAAUCUUUUUAAACAUUUUCAGUUAUUCCUUUACCAUUAUGAAAAAUAAAGUUUUAUUAUCCACUAGAUUUUUCUUAAACUAGUGAAGAGAUGAUUUUUUUUAAUACAUGUAUUGAAUAAACAUACUAGAUACACAUACUAUGAACGUUCACCAUAUCAUUUAUGAAUAUCACCCAAUUGAUUUCUUCAAACUUUACACCUCUUACCUCUUAACUCAUAGUUAAUCAUUUAGUUUUAUACACGUGUCUGAAUUCAUCUUUUAAGAAUGAAACUUGAAAAAUAUUUUUACUUUUUGUAUGACAAGUAAACAGAACGCAGAACAGACUUACUGUACUAUAUUUCUUUAUUUUUUUAUUUUGUAUUUUGUUUUUACAAAUUUUGCAGAGAUGUGAAGGAGGGUUGUAGUGUGAAUCAAGUUUAGAUUUGAAUACAACUCUUUCAGUAAAAUAUUUGUGAACUUUAUUUAUACAGUUUAAACGUUUCGCAUGUUUAAGUGGAUUGUAAUUUAUGCACAUUUUCGAAUGUUCCCAUCCAGAUGGGCAUUUAAAAAAUUUGCUCUGCUCAGGCAAACAUGCAGUUUAAAAAAAGUUAAGUUAUAAAUUAUACCCCAUAUCAGCUUGAUGGAUGAGCUUGAAUACUACCAUCAUGGUUUAUAAUUUAACACUGUUCAUCUCUGCAAAUUUAAGCUUGACUAUAAGACUUGAUGUUUUUAUGCUUGCAUACUGUCAUCUACAAAUCUAUAUUGUUUUUACAAGAAAAUAAUAUUAAUACCAGUUAAAAAGUGGGGGUCUUUUACCAGUCUUGUAAAUUUGUUAUUUUUAAAGAACUUGUUUGCAACAGCAACUAAUAUUUUUAUCAGAUAUAUAGCUAGAUAGUUUUAUAAAAAGGUACCAGGUUGAAACAGCUUGGGAAUUGCAUGGGUUUUUAAAACAUUAACAUAUGAGUUGCUUUCUUAAAUGUGACUACUUGUGAUUAAUAUAUUAUCUUGUCGGCACAAGAUUGGUUUCUGGUCUAUCAUGUUUUAAAUUUUCAAUUUUUAAAAACGGCUGUCUAAAACUAAAUAAAACCCAAUUUUAAAAAGAAAUGGUCACUCGGUAGGACCUUUUAUCAAAAACUAACAAUUUGAUAAAUUGAAUCAGAAAAGUUUUAAGGCAAACCAGAUUACCAAAGAUUUAUGAAAAUUAUUAAUAAAAUCAUUCUUUAGUUUGAAUAACUUGGAGAAUUGAUCUCAAAUUUAAUAUUUUGUUUACAGUAUGACUUUUUUCUUUUUUUUUAAUUUAUAUGAUAGAACUUAAAAAUAUACAGUUAUGUAAUUUUCAAAGUUCAUGUUCUUUUAUAAAGGUGACAACCAGUAUUCUUGGAAGUAUAAUUUAAUGCAAGUUGUUCAUCCUAAAAAAAUUUGCACUUAUUUAGGAAUAUACUCAACAAAUAAGUUAUUUAAAGUAGUAUUGUAUAUUUUUUUAUUGUUUUUAUAAAAAUGCAGAAGAGAUUGUUCAAUAUACUAUUGGGUUUCCUGAAUAAUAGAGCUGUUUUAACUUGUUCUUCUUUUUUAUAUACAUUUGUAUUUCCUUAAAUGUUUUAUUGUGCGCAAAGUGACAUUUUGUUUUUGGUGGUGGCUUUAUUGCAAAACAAACAAAAAAAAAAGAAAAAAGAAAAAAAAAGCUUUUAUUUAUGGAUGACAUUUUUCUUUAACAUUUUUCUCAAUUCCUUUAUCAUUAUUUGUUACUGCAAGAAAAAAAAAAGAAAAAAAAAGAUUUUGAAAUUUUGUUUUCUUUUGUUAAAUAAACAUUUUAUACAAAUUAAAGUGUUUGUAAUUUU